This is a messenger RNA of Sugiyamaella lignohabitans, 204 nucleotides long. RefSeq lists its product as uncharacterized. NCBI's taxonomy places the organism in Eukaryota, Fungi, Ascomycota, Dipodascomycetes, Dipodascales, Trichomonascaceae. The transcript has a single exon. The record is from RefSeq and is a predicted model, not a curated record. Bases 1 to 204 code for a protein of 67 amino acids.
AUGACUAUUCAUUUCUUCCUGAUGUGGCCCGAAACAGCUGGUAAGACCCUGGAGGAGAUCGACGACUUGUUCGCUCCUGGAGCACUUCCCGCUUGGAAAACUCGUGUUGGUCAUAGUCGUCUUGACGACGAAAUCAAUGAACUUGAAUUAGGAGCCGAAAAGCACGAGAUUCACCAUUAUGAGAAAAAUGAUGCUGAUGUCUGA